Ostertagia ostertagi is the source of this 1032-nucleotide messenger RNA. The record is from the annotation of a GenBank genome assembly. Lineage: Eukaryota; Metazoa; Nematoda; Chromadorea; Rhabditida; Trichostrongylidae.
GAGAAAGGGGAGGACGUUGAUAGCUCUUGGCUUAUCAAAAAGGUUCUGUGUAAGUUCCCUGAUGCGCUUAAGCGUAAAGUGAUAGCGAAAAAACAAGGAAGCGCAUCAACUACCCCUUUUUCGAUGAGCUUACUUUUUCAAUACCUUGAUGAGGUGAUAAGCACGGAGGAAUUGUUUCUGAUGUUUUCAGCCCACGGAGGAAGAUCUUCCAUUACUAAGGAUAUCCGAAAUGCAGGAAGUGGCCCAGUAGAUGCGUCAAGAAAGGAAAAGGUUCGGGAAAACAAUGGUAGCAAUGGCAGGACGACAAUGAAAGUCAAGUCACAUGCCAUUACGACCCCCGAAAACGAGGAGUUGGCCCCGGCUGACAAAGAAUCGGUAGAAACUGCUGUUAUUCAGCAACAUUCCACCCCUAACAAGAUUUCACCUACGCAUCCGUGCUUACCAAUAGGGGAAGUAACAGUUGUCGACACCAGAACGAGAGCACUUAUGACUGUGAAUGUGCUGCUAGAUACCGGAGCGGAACUAUCCUUCAUAGAUAGUGCUCUAGCUGAACAACUACAGCUACCGAUUAUUGCGGUAAAAGAUGUUCAGCUUAUGACCUUCGGAUCAGAUGAGGUCAGAAAGUGUCGCUGCAAUAGGGUACGCCUGGACGUCUGGGAUAUAGACGGUAACCCUCAUACCCUCGACUUGUUCACCUAUCAUAUCUUGACGCGGCCGCUCGAAUCACCAACCCUCACAGUCGACGAUAUGGAGUUUCUCCGCUCUUCAGGCCUACCAAUAACGGGGAAUCAAAACAGGCGGAAAAUAAAGCCAUCCAUCCUUUUAGGAUGCGAUCAGCUGUGGGAGUUUGUGAGAAGCGACAAAACUUCAAUAAGCCUACCAUCAGGCAUGCACGUUUUACCGACGAAAAUAGGGUAUCUAGUUUCGGGAAAACCAACUCAAAAUGGGCAUAAGCAAGUGUUUGAAGAUAUCAAUUCUGCCAUGCAACAUCGACUUUUCGGCAGCACUAAGGACAACAUAGAAGGUGCCUGA